AUGGCUGAGACUCCUGAACAACUUGCUGCUAGGUUAAGAGCUCUUGAGCAAAUGAACCAGAACCUUGGAAUGUUGUUGCAAAACCAGCUGAAUAACAACAACAACCAUAACAAAAAUGACAAUGACCAUCAAGCUGCUAUGGCUAAGAAACUUGCUGCAUUGAAACUUCCACUAUUCAUGGGGAAGGAAGAUCCCAUGUUGGUUGAGAACUGGGUACGUGAAUUUGAAAAUAUUUUUACUGCUGCUGGUACCCCUGAUGCUCAGAAGGUGGAUCAAGCCACAUUCUAUUUACGUGAGGCUGCUGAAAUUUGGUGGGAAAAUGAAGGAGCCACUAUAAGAGCUCAACAAAAUUUUAACUGGGAAGCUUUUAAGAAAGCAAUCAGGGAUCAUUUCUUUCCUGAACACAUUAAGAGACAGAAGUACAGUGAGUUUAGUAGGUUUAACCAAACAGCUGGUAUGAGUGUGCAGGAGUAUGCUGAGAAAUUUAAUGAGUAUGCUAGGUUUUGUCCCAAUUUAGUGCCUGAUGAGAUAUCCAAGGCUCAGAAGUUUGAAGAUGGAUUGACUUUUAAGAUCCAAAAGAAGGAGGUUAAGGAUAGACAUAAUAGGAAAGGAAAUGGCGAGAGUUCAUCGAACCCUCAAGGUUAUGACAAGAGACCACGCCUCGGGGGUAAUAGCAAUGGGAAUGUUGGAAAUGGUCAUCAAGGAGGCCAUAACAACAACAAUCGAAGCAAUAACCACCGGGUCCAGGGACAACAGAAUCAGCAAGGAUCUCGCAAUCGACCAUGCCGUGAAUGUGACAAGAGCCAUCCAAGACGCAACUGCAAUGGAGAUUUGCUUACUUUCUUUGAAUGUGGGGAGGUUGGUCACAAGAAAUUUGAGUGCCCAAAGAAGAAGAAUGGUAAUAAUCAAGCUCAGAAUGGGCAAGGCAAAAACAAUGGCAAUAAUGGAGGUGGUUAUGGGAGGAACUCAAACUACAGCAACCGUUUUAACAACAACAAUUCUCAGGGCCAAAAUGACAAUGCUCAAGGAGGGAAUUGCCAGAACAACAACAAUAGCGGAGGAAGCAACCACAAUGGCAAUGGUAGGACCAGUAAUGGAAGAAUCUAUGUCAUGAACCAGAGCGAGAUUGACUCUAAUGUCAACGUUGUGACGGGUACUUUUCUCGUGAACUCAAAAUCUGCUUACUUACUUUUUUAUUCUGGGACAUCUCAUUCUUUUAUAGCCACUUCUUUCGUGAAUAAACAUGCUUUAAAACCUUCAUCUUUGUGUCAAACCAAUAUAACAAUUCCUUCAGGGGAGGUAGUUCCUUGUAGAUCCCUAUACCAAGACAUUCUAGUUAACAUUGCUGGAACUGAGUUGCUUGCAAACCUUAUUCAGUUUGACUUAACUGACUUUGAUGUGAUAUUGGGGAUGGAUUGA
Molecule: messenger RNA, 1419 nt
Organism: Chenopodium quinoa (quinoa)
Lineage: Eukaryota; Viridiplantae; Streptophyta; Magnoliopsida; Caryophyllales; Amaranthaceae
Exons: 2
Coding region: 1-1419 (472 amino acids)
Source: RefSeq, a predicted model, not a curated record